Messenger RNA from Leguminivora glycinivorella, 1777 nucleotides. RefSeq lists its product as uncharacterized. The record is from RefSeq and is a predicted model, not a curated record. Bases 253 to 1521 code for a protein of 422 amino acids. The transcript has 2 exons. NCBI's taxonomy places the organism in Eukaryota, Metazoa, Arthropoda, Insecta, Lepidoptera, Tortricidae.
CAGAUCCCCUCGUGUAAAGCCAUCUUUUACUUUUCUGCGGAUGGUACUAUUGUGAACGCUGUCACUGUCAACCAUCGUUUAAAUUAGGAAACAAGUUUGACAUAUCCAACCGUUACUAUUUUAAUUUUUUUGUCUCUGCACUGGAAGUUGUUAAAGUUCUAGUAGUAGUAAGUAGCUAAAAAAGUUAUAUGUGCGAUGUUUAAUGUGGCCUAGUGCAAUUCGUUUAAGAAAUUUAUUAUAUGCACUAAGACAAUGGGAAGCAACACCAGCAAAGUAACAAAUGAAGCAGCUGUUCAGGUCCAAAAAAAUGACACUAAUAUCAAUUCAGAUCCAAGGUCCCCUACACCAGAGAUUUCGCGGACACCUGUACAGGGUAAAGGCGGAUCAAAGCACAAUAUAACUAAAAAUGUUGACUUACGGAAGACCUUUGAAAACGGCCAGGGCGAAGACAAGCUUAUUCACAACAAUCCCAUUCUAUCUGCUGUUAUAAAAAAUCACCUACAGUCUUAUGAUCCUCGCUCACCCACUCAGGACUUUGAGAGAACACCUAUUGUUUUAGGAUUGAACACUGAAGAACUGAAAGACAAAAAUUUACUAAGAGCUGAAGCUAUAGACAGUUGUGGCAGUCCUAGUUUGCACAAUAAUAGCUCAGCUGAUGAAAGUUUUAUCCCAAAAUCUAUUCCUGACAUUGUUCCUAAAAACCUGUGUGAUGGUUUCCUAAAUCUGACUUUUAAUGAUACUAUUAAGGAUGUGGAAGAGCCGUUGGGCUCAUCCACAGCUUCAAGUGACAGCAUUGAAAAUGCUACUAAGGACUGCAUUGGCAAACCAAAAAAAUUACUAGAGACAAACUUUGACUUUGAUGAAAAAAUAGAAGAAAGUAUUGAAGAAGAAUAUGAAGAGGACAGUGAAGAAUCAAAGAGCAACAAUAAUAAUAGUGAUGAUGAACAGAAAUUAAUGAAUUAUGCUAAAUUUAAAGUUUUACCUCAAGACCCAAGAUCCCCCACUAAUGGAAUAGAAAGAACUCCUAUUGUGAUUUCAAAAGCAGAAGAUAAGACUGAUGACAAUGUUGAAGAUAUGUCUGAUGACACACUUAUUAAGGUUCUGCAGAAUACCAAUGCAGAGCUAAUUAAUUGCAUUACAAAAGGAUCUGGGAAGAACUCAGAUGGAAUUCUCAUCUAUGAAGAUGAAGAAGGACCCCAUGAAACUCCCAAGAAAUCUCGAUCAGCGGGCUCAGGUGGCUCCAGGACUCCUUUGUCAUGUAUGAAAAAUAAGGGGGAAAAUGCCCAUGGUCGCUCUAAAUCUGCCAAUACAUUGUAUGACAAUAAAUGCCCAAUCACUGGCAAAAAAGUUUCACAUAUCCCAAGACUGAAAUCAUUAUCAAAAUCUAAAUUUGUACCGGCAGCUAGUAGCACGUCCCUGAGAAGCAUCUCAAAAGCUGUGGGAGUUAUCGGAGAUUGUGAAAACACUCCUCCACAUUCCCAUCGCGAUAAAUGGGAUAAAGAUACUAGCAUUGUACUUUAAAUUUAAUGUUCUCAUACUCUAAUAUAGUUUCAUUUUUACUUUGUAUCUAAUAAUUUAAAGAUAUGUAAUUUAUGUAUAAUUUCUGAAGCUUUUAUAAAUCAAAUAUUUUGCAAUUAUGGGGCACAAAUACUUGGUUUCACUUUCUUGACUUUGGUUUAUUGACUACGCAUAAUUUUGUCAUUUUAUAAAUUAAAUAUUAAUUGAUACAUUUAGUAUGUUAAUGCCAAUUUUCUUUAAUAAAACACCCUUACUACAA